GCAAUUCAAAAGCGCAAUGGUUUUUGGAUUCAUCUUGCGUUUGCUCUCCAGAUGAAACCAGGAGUUGCUUUAGCUACUGAAAUCCCGUAACCGCCUCCCUCUCCCACCUCAACACCGCCACGCUCACGCGCACAACCGGAAGGAAGGCAGGCAGGAGACGAAGCCGCGAUGGCGCUGGUCCUCGGCUUCCCCGGUGGACGCGGCGGCGUUCGCCUCAUCUUCUCCCGCCUGCUUCAGCGGCUUCUCGGGCCGCGCUCCCGUCGCCCCCGCGCUGUCGCCUCGCCCGCUUCGUACGCCAGAGACGAAGACGACGAGACCUCGCCGUUCAUGGAGGGAAUUCCGGGCAGCAUCGUCUCCGACUCCACCUCCGGCUCUCACUACGCCCGCGAUUCGGCCUACAUGCGCAUGUAUGGGGCGAAUCCUCUGCCAUUCGGCCCACCCGAAUGGCCUGCCGACCAGCUGUUCGACGUCGAGACUGCAUGGCCUGAGAGCGCCAAAGGGGGCCUGGAGAUGACGACCGGCACCAGGCACGCCGCACGGGUCCCCAGGGCGCGUGUUCCUGCACAGCCUCCGGUGGUCGUGGUUGAGACUGUUGCUGGCCAGACUCCCAUGCUGCACAUACCGCUGACCGAUGGGCUACUAGCUUCGUUCCUGGCACAGGCAGUGGGAGUUCACGCUGAUGGCACUUAUGGGGUGGCAGAAAACCCUGCAUCCAUCCCAACUUCCUCAGAUAGCAAGGGAGUGGGAGUUCACACUGUUGGCACCGAUGGGGUGACAGCGAAUCGUCCAUUGAUCCCAACUUCCUCAGGCUCAGAGUCAGAUAGCAAGGGAGCACCAACCCAAUGGAUGAAAGUGUUUAGGGGCCUGCUUCUGGCGCACGUCUUCUUCGCAUUGCCUUUAGUUGUGAUCUUUUUCCCAAGAUAUGAGAAGGGGGCGAAGAAUGAUUUGCUGCUCAGUUUGUUUGACAGAAAAGAAGUGGGUAUCGAGAAACUAGUUGUGUUAGCUCUGUUUGUAGCUCAUGCAAGUCUUGGCUCGCUGGGUGUUCUGCUCGCUCAUAUUGCAGAUGGUCAAUGCAUGGGAUUCGUUGGCUCACUUACUCUGUGCAUCAUCAUCUCUGUUGUGGGAUUCAUCGAUUACAUCUUCUUCAAGGCUCUCCCUACUGAGACAACCUAUAUUGUACUUUUUCUGGGCCAUUUCAUUGCGAUGCUACUAUUGAUCUGCGGUCUGUGGGCUAAAUUUGUGGGGUUUUCACCAUGCUGCUGUUCGAAGGUGGAUUCUAGGAGACGGCUGCCAGUUUGACCUGCUUGCUGGACACCUUUUGGCGUGACCAUUGCUGACUCUAUUAGGCUGUCUUGGAUCGUCUACCUCAUCCUGUUUGACCUGCUUGCUGGACACCUUUCAGCGGUGCUGACGAUCAUGGGAAAUUUGGCUGACUCUGUUCAGCUUCUUUGCCAGAUGCACAUACGAUGCAGCUACAUGUGGAUAACUAGUCAUAGAGUUUGCAAGAAAAACUAACAAACAGGUAGUUUCUCUGCGGUUGAGGGCCACACGCAUCACCAUCCGCAGCAACUAUAUAGUCAACAUGCAGGAAAUACUCUUUUGGUGCGGCCUAUUCGAAUGGAUUGCCAACAAACUGGUGGGCUAAACUUUGUUCAGUGUUUCGUCCAAUCGAUGUCUAGCACUUUGUCACCUUGUAUGAAAUCUGUGAUUGCAAGGCGUGUUUCAGAGUAUGAUGUCUUUCAUGAAAUUGAUCCUGCUGUAUGUUCAAUUCGGAGAUAAAUUCUUGUUUUGCUUAAAUACUGUCUCCUUUUUGGAGUGUAGAAAUUCAGUUGCAUAUUGUAGACAAGAGUUGUUAAGUUUCGUUGAUGUGCUGAACAUACAACUUUCACGAUGCAUUGGUUUGUGUCAAGUGUUAGUUAUAGUUAACAUUCAUCUGUUCAAUGUACA
Messenger RNA from Lolium perenne, 1947 nucleotides. RefSeq lists its product as uncharacterized. NCBI's taxonomy places the organism in Eukaryota, Viridiplantae, Streptophyta, Magnoliopsida, Poales, Poaceae. The record is from RefSeq and is a predicted model, not a curated record.